AUGGCCAUGUGCAACUUUCUGGCAGCUGGCCCGACUAUUGCCAUAGUUGAUACCGCUCUUGACUUUUUCCCUGAUGCCAUGAAGACUCACUCCCUUAUGAGUUCGGCCAUUCCUAAAACGGCGUACUUCUUCACAACCACCGCCCUGCUACAAGGGACAGGAAAUUUAUUCUGGGUACCAAUGGCCAACAAAUGGGGGCGCCGGCCAGUGUACAUCCUCAGUUAUCUCAUUUACUUUGGGACGGCUGUCUGGCUCAUUUUCGACAAGUCGUACGGUGGAUUCCUGGCAGCGCGAAUAUUGAUGGGGUUCGGUGCUGGCGCCGCUGAAACGAUUGCCCCGAUUUCCAUUGCCGACAUCUUUUUCCUUCACCAAAGAGGACGCAUCAUGUCAUCAUACACAUGCUUCCUUUCCAUUGGAGUUGCCAUCGGCCUGGUUAUAUCUGGACUGAUCACCAUUGAUCAUGAUUGGCGAACCAUUUACCAGGUUGGCUCUGCUUUGGUUGGAUUGGUUCUCUUGCUGGCAAUCUUCACGUUCCCUGAGACAGCAUAUCCCCGAGAUAAGCUUGCUGACAAGCACGAAUCGGGCUCAGGCGACGAGAUCCAGUCUCAGAGCCCCCCUUCCCCUUCUGAUGUUGAAGCAACCUCGAAGUCUGUCCCAAAGAAGCACACAUAUCUCCAAUCACUCAAGAUCUCUAGUGGCACACUGACCACUGAGAACUUUUUUAAGAUGAUGAUUCGCCCUUUUGGUCUCAUUCUGCUUCCAUCCGUUCUGUGGGCUGCCCUUGUUCAAGCAGCCACUAUUGGUUUUCUCGUUGCCGUCACGUCCAAUGUUGAUCCUGCUUUUGAACAGACGUACCAUUUCAAGCCUUAUCAGGUGGGACUGUGCUUCAUAUCUGCUAUCAUUGGGUCAUUGCUCGGUUUACCAGCUGGUGGACAUUUGGGUGAUAUUGUUGCGGAUUACCUUACCAAACGAAAUGGCGGAAUUCGCGAGCCCGAGAUGAGACUCCCAGCCAUUAUGAUAUCUGCCAUAACUUCCCCAUUGGCAUUAGUCCUGUUUGGAGUCGGCAUCGAACACAAAUUGCAUUGGAUAUGCCCAACAAUAGGGCUCGUAUACGUCAUCGACGCAUAUCGACCCGUGGCUGGUGAAGUUACUCUAGCCGUGAUGGCCCUCUUUGGUUUCUUACUUUCGUUUGAGACAAACCCUUGGAUCAAUAAGAGCGGUUAUCAAAAUGCCUAUGGAGCUAUGGCCGGGAUCUCUGCAGCUGUUCUCAUUUUGUGGAUUCCUUUGUAUUUUUGGGGUAAGAAGAUUCGACAUGCGACUUGGAAAUGGCGUAUUUUGUCGUUUAUACAUUGGAACGAUGAUCGUGAGGUUGGGGAAUAG
Pochonia chlamydosporia 170 is the source of this 1380-nucleotide messenger RNA. Its product is annotated as MFS transporter. The record is from RefSeq and is a predicted model, not a curated record. Gene Ontology annotation, molecular function: transmembrane transporter activity. The transcript is spliced from 3 exons. Lineage: Eukaryota; Fungi; Ascomycota; Sordariomycetes; Hypocreales; Clavicipitaceae. Bases 1 to 1380 code for a protein of 459 amino acids. Gene Ontology annotation, biological process: transmembrane transport.